Molecule: messenger RNA, 5369 nt
Organism: Colossoma macropomum (tambaqui)
Lineage: Eukaryota; Metazoa; Chordata; Actinopteri; Characiformes; Serrasalmidae
Gene: mylkb
Product: myosin light chain kinase b
Exons: 17
Coding region: 277-3276 (999 amino acids)
Biological process (GO): protein phosphorylation
Molecular function (GO): protein kinase activity; ATP binding; protein binding
Source: RefSeq, a predicted model, not a curated record
CUCUCCCUUUCUUUCUCUCUCUUUCUCUCCUCCCUCGCUCUAGUCCAGGGCGUCUGUGCCAGGAGUGGCUCGAGCAGAGAGGCUGGGAGCCGCAGAAGGAGCAGGACCUCCACAUAGUGACUUAAUAACUAGGACCCCCUCCCUAAAGACGCCUCGCCACAGGGGAGGAAGAGAAUACGCAAGAAGAGGUCCGUGGAGAUCCUGGGAACUCUUAAGUCAGAGGGCUAAGAGAGCGGCAGCUUUCAGAAGUUAUUCCAGCUUCGCUGAGGAGGACAGAUGGACUUCAGGGCGGCCCUCAAGCCCCGGUCGGGGCCUAAGCUGGGGUCAGAGAUCAAGACGAACACCCCGACCAAGGUGGACUUCAGGUCGGUGUUGGGAAAGAAGGAGGGCGGCUCGCCCAAACCUGCUCCAGCUGAGCCGGCUCCCAGCAGCGCACCCGCAGACUUCAGGUCCAUUCUCAAUAAGAAGAAGACCCCGGAACCCGAGAAGGCUGGCGCGAAACAGCCGGUUCCUACACCAGCAGUCGCCAAACAGGACAAACAAAGCGGAAUCAACGGCAUGAACGGGACAGUGGACAACAAAAAGACCAGCCUAGUAGAAAAAGGAGGGACAGAGAAAAAGACUGCAGGAGGGACUGCAGAAAAGAAAAUCAUCCCAGCAGAGAAGCCGAGCCCCGAGAAGAAGACAGAUGCUGGGAUAGCGGAAUCAAAGAACAAAACUGUGGACGGAGGCGUCAAUCAGAAGAAGGGUACCAACGUGGACGGGAGUUUGGCAGAAAAGAAGAGCGUGCCCAACUCUGUGGAUGGAGGAGACGGAGGAAAGAAGGGCUCUGGCAAAGCGCCCUCGUUCACACAGACUCUGAAUGAUGUCACUGUUGUGGAUGGAGAAAGGCUGAGGUUAGAGUGCACGGUGACCUCUGACCCACCGGCUGUCAUCACCUGGUCCCUGGAUGGGAAAGUUGUGAAGCCAUCAAAAUUCAUUGUAUUAUCUCAGGAAGGAGGCAAAUGCUCACUCACCAUAGACAAGGCUCUUCCAGAGGAUGAAGGGCGCUAUACAUGCAAAGCAGAGAACGCAGACGGAAAGGCCGAAUGUUCCUGUAUGGUCCAAGUGGAUGAUCCCUCAGAUCCAUCAGCAGAAAAGAAAAACAGGAAAAGCUCAUCAUCAGCACCAACAACAGAGAAUGAAGCCAGAAUAAAGAAGAAGCCAGCGCCAAAGUCUCCCACCAAACAGGGUUCUCCUCCCCAGAUUCUGCAGUUCCCCGGAGAUCUGAAGAUCAGAGCAGGAGAGAAGGUGGAGCUGUUGUGUAGCUUUGGAGGCACUGCACCCAUUACAUGCACCUGGCUCAAGUUUAAAAAACCGAUCCAGGCAGGAAGUGGAGGCGUUACCAUAGAAACCAAGGAGAACAGCAGCCAGCUGACGAUUGCAGCCAGCGACCAGGAUCACUGUGGCUGCUACACGCUGGAGUUGCAGAACAAAUACGGCACCAAGCAGGCCUCGCUCAACCUCACCGUUGUAGACAAGCCCGAUCCACCAGCUGGGGUCCCAGCCGCCUCAGAUAUCCGCAGGUCUUCACUCACCCUCUCCUGGUACGGACCAACUUACGAUGGCGGCAGCAUCGUCCAGUCGUACAAUCUUGAGAUCUGGAACUCUGUGAAUGACAAGUGGAGCGCACUCACUUCCUGUAACAGCACCUCCUACCACAUCCAGGAGCUACUCUCAGACCGGCAGUACAAGUUCCGUGUGCGGGCGGUUAACAUGUACGGUAUCGGCGAACCCAGUGCCGAGUCAGAACCGGUCACAGUGGGAGUACAAGUGGAGCCAGAAAAAAAAGAAGAGGAAGCUGAGGCGGCAGUAUCCGAUGAUGAUUCAGACAAAGAUCCCGAGUACAGGGAUGUGGUUAUAAAGAAAGACUGCAGUGUAAAGGAUUUCUAUGAUGUGGAGGAUCGUUUGGGCACGGGUAAAUUCGGCCAGGUCUUCAAAGUGGUUGAGAAGUCAACCAAAAAGGUGUGGGCAGGGAAGUUCAUCAAAGCUUUCUCACAGAAGGAGAAGGAGAACGUGCGGCAGGAGAUCAGCAUCAUGAACAGCCUCCACCACCCUAAGCUCGUGCAGUGCGUGGACGCCUUCGAGGGCAAGUCCGACAUGGUCAUGGUGAUGGAAAUGAUCUCGGGCGGCGAGCUGUUUGAGCGAAUCGUUGACGAGGAUUUCGAGCUGACAGAGCGCGAGGUCAUUAAGUAUAUGCUCCAGAUCAUCGAUGGGGUCCAGUUCAUCCACAAGCAGGGCAUCGUGCACCUGGACCUCAAGCCAGAGAACAUCAUGUGCGUCAACAAGACGGGCAGCAAGAUCAAACUCAUCGACUUUGGCCUUGCGAGAAGGCUAGAGGACUCCGGUUCACUCAAGGUUCUCUUUGGAACACCUGAGUUCGUGGCCCCUGAGGUGAUCAACUAUGAGGCAAUCAGCUAUCCAACAGAUAUGUGGAGCAUUGGAGUUAUCUGCUACAUCCUUGUUAGUGGUCUCUCUCCAUUCAUGGGGGACAACGACAAUGAAACCCUUGCUAACGUUACCUCUGCAACUUGGGACUUUGAGGACGAGGCUUUUGAUGAGAUCUCGGACCAGGCUAAAGAUUUCAUCAGCAGCCUACUCAAGAAAGAUAUGAAGGCCAGGCUGAGCUGUGCCCAGUGCCUGGAGCACACCUGGCUAAAGCAGGACACCAAGAACAUGGAGGCCAAGCAGCUGUCCAAGGAGCGCAUGAAGAAGUACAUACUGAGACGCCGAUGGCAGAAAACAGGGAACGCAGUACGAGCCAUUUCCAGAUUCAGCUCUAUGGGAAUGCUGGCAGGGAUUGGCCCAAAGAAAAGCUCCCCAACAGAAGAUAAUAAACCAGAAGAACCCCCUGCGCCAUUCCUAGAGAGUGCAGAAGAUGAGAACCACACCCCUGCGCCUCCCACCUUCUCCUUGGUCAUCCAGGAUGUGGAGGUGGUGGAGGGCAGCGCCGCCCGCUUCGAUUGCAAGAUUGAGGGCUACCCAGAUCCUGAGGUGGUGUGGUACAAGGACGACCAGCCAAUUAAAGAGACGCGCCACUUCCAGAUUGACUACGAGGAGGACGGCCACUGCAGCCUGGUGAUUUCUGAGGUGUGUCCCGACGACGAUGCCAAAUAUACCUGCAAGGCGGUUAACAGCUUGGGCGAGGCCUCCUGCACGGCCGAACUGAUGGUGGAGUUCAUGCAGGAGGAGGAAGGAGAGGGGGAGGAGGAAGAGGAAGAGGAAGAAGAGGAGUAAAAGGACAAAUGAGGAGAAAGGACAGGUGGAAGAACGAACGGACGAUUGGAUACCGUGGGAGCUCUGAAUCUUCUUAAAGCUUACACUCCUUUUCCUGCUGCUUUUGUUAUAGACACAGGCUGCAAGUCUUUCACUGAUGCAAAUAUUUAUUCACUUCUGUCUUUACAGCGCAAUGGUAAAAGCGUGAAAACUGUUUUUUGUUUUUUUUUGUAUGAAAUGGAUGUUCAAAGACAUUCCAGCGUGUGCUCGGUUUCUCAGAAUCAUCAACAGCUGAACUCUGUUUCGGGACAGUUCAGUAGAAUGUGAGAAUGACUGUAGAACAACACUUUGGUGCCUUCGUUUGGACUUUCAGUUUCUUUUGGCUCUUUUCCAGUGCGUCAUCACAUGUUUUAUGAGUCGGGUCACGCCGCUUUGACUUCUUCAGUGCCUGUCGACCUUUUUUUUGUGCAUGUUUCACUGUUUCUGCUCUGCACUGUAGCGCACUCAAGUGGUGAAAACACUUUAUGCAUUUAAACCUUUAUGUAGCCUAGCGUGAUGUUAGAUGUGUGCCUUUCAGCCUGUGGCCCCGAGGCAACAGACACACUGUUGGAGACCUAACUGUAUAAAAAAGAAUCAGUAAUCGAGUUUUUUUAUCUGAUAAUUUGAUUCGCACAUUCAAUGACACCAGAUUUAAGACUUUUUUUUCAAAGAAAAACUUAUGUUUAUGCCAUUGUGUGGGAUUAUUUGCUGUUCCAUGAAGACAUUUAGAUAUUUGUCCACAUUAGUGAGCGUUAAUUUUGUAUAAUCUGAUGAUCACCGUCUGUAAAUCUGUGGCGCGCGCACUUCAGCCGACUCGCGAAUGGUUUGUCGGUGCUGUUUCUGUUCAGAGGUUUGUUUGCCCGUUUUUAGUCGAAUUGCAUGACAAAGCAAACUGGCAUAACGAGGUGAACUUGGUGUAGAAGGUCCCACUGAAGUCCUCAUCCUUUAUUUAUGUCUUUGUACAGGCUUCUGCCUCCAUGCUGCGUGUCUCUGAGUAGUCUCUGAGAAUGAAUUAGUUAUUGCUAUAGAACUGAAAGUUGGGUUUGGUGAGUUUUACACUUUGCAUAUUAAGAGAGAAAUAGUCCUUCACACUUCAGUCCAUAUGCAGAAGUAAUAGUCCGGUUUGUGCACUAAACAUUUAAGCAAUAAGAAUGGAGACAACGUGAAACCAUGCGAACAGACCACAUCCAGUGUUAUUCCAAACUUUAAACAGUAUCACCGGUUUACGUCAAAGUCUUGAGUGGCCGCAUAAAUAAAAGUGAUUCCCUCUCUUAGCAUGUUUGUUUGUGUGUUUGGUAAGAUAACUUUACAUACAGUUUCCGAACGUGCUCUCCAACUUUGCUUACCCCCUUAAAUGGACAGGGCUCACUGGUGGGCCGAAGGUUUUAUAACAUACUUCUAUAACCUAGGAAUAGCUCAGUCAGUUUGCACUGAAGUCCCUGUAGUUAAUGAGUUAUAAGCCUUAGAAUGUAAUAAGGGAUUUGACAGGGUUAAUGAUACAUUUUUUACACUAUCAGAAAAAAGGGUACCAGUCAUUUUUAGUCCCCCAAGGUACAAACAAUGCAAGUGUUCCCUUGAAAGUGGUCCUUCAGGUCCGAUUGUGUACCUUUAAUUAGUUUCAAAGGUACAUUACAUUCACUUUCCCACAGGAAAAGGGCAUAUUUGUUACUUUUUUAUGACUUGUAGUCAGGACAGGUGUAUGCACAACAUAAUUUCAUAACUGAACAUGAAUAUGAAUAUAUAUGAAUAUGGUAUAAUUGUGUUCCCUAAGUACUGAGGUACCUUGAGGGUACCGCCUUAGUGACAGCAUAUCUGCCCUGAAAGGUAUGUUUUUUUCUGAGAGUGUACUCAGUUGAGGCGACUGAACGUGGGGUUUAAUCUUUACGACAUUUAUCCCCUUCAAAAUGAAGAUGCCCCUUGGGUGACUGAUGAAACAUCUUCAAGAUACCAGCUGCCUUAAACUACCACUACACAAUGUAAUUUCCUAAUUGAUUUAGUGAGAGUUCCUAACAAUUUGCCACUGUCUUGUUUUCAUUGUCUUAUUUUCUGACGAUAAAAUUGCUUUUGAUUUUUAA